This is a messenger RNA of Fomitiporia mediterranea MF3/22, 855 nucleotides long. RefSeq lists its product as uncharacterized. Gene Ontology annotation, molecular function: zinc ion binding; histone methyltransferase activity. The transcript is spliced from 9 exons. The record is from RefSeq and is a predicted model, not a curated record. Gene Ontology annotation, cellular component: nucleus. NCBI's taxonomy places the organism in Eukaryota, Fungi, Basidiomycota, Agaricomycetes, Hymenochaetales, Hymenochaetaceae. Bases 1 to 855 code for a protein of 284 amino acids.
AUGCCCCACAAUAUUCAUACUGCAGAAAAUGCGUGUGCAUUUCUGGAGAAGAAAAAGAAAUGGACCUCUAAACCUGAUGAUUGGAACGUCAGAGAUGUAAACACGGAUGAUAAAUUGAAAAACUGGAACAAAUCACACGCUGAAGAAAUCAUUCCCGAUUCUGAUGAAUAUGAGGAUCCCUCGAGCGUUGCAUCAACUUCCGGGCAGUCAUCCAAAUCUCGCUGGAAUGACGAAGCAGUAAACAAAAAAGCGGCUAGCAUUCGUAUAAUAAACAAAAUCGAUGACGUAUCUCCAGUCGGACCAGACUUCAUUUAUUUGGAGGCCUCGCGCAAUUACGCAGAAGGAAUCUGUCAGUCAAAGCCAGAUUUUCUCCCUAGUUGCGAUUGCAAAGAUGGAUGCAAAGACCCUCUUCUGUGUCCAUGCGUAGCAAAAUCGCAAUGCAUAGACGAUAAUGGCAAACCCUCUCCAGCUUACGAUAGAAAGGGCCUUUUUCUGUUCAACCACACGCGGGAGGUAGUCGAAUGCAAUCAGAGUGCAGCAGAACUGCUCAUGCCGAAGUUGCAACAACAAUGUGUCGCAAAGAGCAAGGAAAGUACCUCUGGAAGUAUUCAAGGCGCGAAAGAACGGCUGGGGCGUGCGGCCGAGCGUUUUCGUUCCGCGUGGAACAGUGCUCGUACGCUGAUGAAAAGAGGUGAUGCAGCCACAUUAGGUCCGGAAGACAGGCAAUUCAGUUUCGACCUUGAUACUCGAGAUGACGAUCCAGAGUACCAAGACGCUCCUAAAUAUACCAUUGCCGCUCACGCUUCAGGUGUGUUCAGUGUCGAUCAAUUUUCUCUUUGCAUACCUAAACUUUGA